CAUGCCUUUUCUCAGAAAGAGGCUGAAGAGUUCGACGUUCAGCUUCCGGGAGCCCAGCAGGCCGAGGCCUUCGUGAGGGCCUUCCUGAAGCGCAGCACGCCCCACAUGAGCCAGCAAGCCCGCGAGGACCAGCUGCAACGCAAGGCUGUGGUCCUGGAGUACGCCACUCGCCGGAAGCGCAAGAAGAGAAAGAAAUCCAAGGGCCUCUCUGCCAGGCAGAGGAGGAAGCCGCACCUCUUCGACAUUAAGCCAGAGCAGCAGAGGUAUGCCAGGGCUUUCCUGCCUUUCUCCCUGAGCUGGCUGCAGAAGUUCAUAGACCUGUGUGCCCCUUCAGAGCUCUCGCUCAUGGUCAGCACGGAGGCCUUCUGCUUACCUUCUAGGCAGCCGCACAUGAUUCAGGCCAAGCUGUUGAAGGCAGAUCUUCAUGGGGCUCUCGUUUCAGUCACAAAGUCCAAAUGCUCGUCCUAUGUGGGUGUUACAGGAAUCCUCCUACAGGAAACAAAGCACGUUUUCAAAAUCCUCACCAAAGAAGACCGCCUGAAAGUUAUCCCCAAGCUGAACUGUGUAUUCGCAGUGGAAAUCAAUGGCUUCAUUUCCUACAUUUAUGGAAGCAAAUUCCAGCUUCGGUCAAGUGAACGAUUUAACAAGAAAUUCAAAGCAAAGGGAACAGCUGACCUGUAG
Molecule: messenger RNA, 681 nt
Organism: Enhydra lutris kenyoni (northern sea otter)
Lineage: Eukaryota; Metazoa; Chordata; Mammalia; Carnivora; Mustelidae
Product: ribonuclease P protein subunit p29-like
Exons: 5
Biological process (GO): tRNA 5'-leader removal; rRNA processing
Cellular component (GO): ribonuclease MRP complex; ribonuclease P complex
Molecular function (GO): ribonuclease P RNA binding
Source: RefSeq, a predicted model, not a curated record